AUGGAUGCAUUGGGUUCAGAAUGCAGUAGUGGUUGUGAGUCUGGUUGGACUCUAUACCUUGACCACUCUUUCCAUACCUCCUCACAAUCAUACACACCAUCUCUUGACCAAACUAAACACAAAAAGGUUCAAUAUGAUGAAGAAGAGGACUCGUCCAUGGUUUCUGAUGCUUCAUCUGGGCCUCCACACCAAGAAUAUUCUCCAUCCAAGCCUGCAAAACUCACCAAAAGAAGUAAAAAGAGACAGAAAGUUAAAGAAAAUAAUAUUCAGCAGCACCUUGAUGACACUGCUAGCUCUCCUCUCUUUGACAAUAACAAUGUUGUUACUAUGAAUAACCAACAAACAACUUCAACCAUAGAGAGUGUGCUAGAUUACUCACAAGGUUUUUCUGCUACUUAUUUUGAGGAGAGAUCUUCAUUGCAAGACCACUUUGGUUUCUUACAAUCAUCUCUAUCACAAAAUGAAGCUCAUAUCAACAAAAAAUGGUUAGGAGCGAAAGAGAUGGGAAUGAUAUAA
Molecule: messenger RNA, 516 nt
Organism: Vicia faba (fava bean)
Lineage: Eukaryota; Viridiplantae; Streptophyta; Magnoliopsida; Fabales; Fabaceae
Source: the annotation of a GenBank genome assembly